AUGUACUUUCUGUUUAGUCAUUUGCUGUGUCUCCUUGGUGUCCUGUCCAUGUUGUCCAGUAUGUUAGAAGUAACAGAGGCGUAUGAAAAUAUUGCCUUACACAAACCUGCAUUUCAAUUGCAUCCGUAUGACAGAAAUAAUAAAACAUUCGACGCAGCUAAUGCAGUAGAUGGACUAAAGUCUGACUUAUCUUGGAAGGGAGGUCAAUGUGCUGUAUCAGCUUAUGGAAAAGAAAUCGCCACCUGGUGGGUAAACCUCGGCAGACUUCACAUCAUCCACCAAAUCACUGUGUAUUUUAAGACAAAAAAUCGCAUUUGGGAUAACACAAACAACGCUACAUCCACCUUUCUAGGAUUUUCACUCUACGUUUCCAAAACAACAGAUAGAUUGCAAGGAAAAUUAUGUUUCAAGGAUAAUAACUUUAACAGAAGCACUAUUCCUGCAGUGUUUAGCACAAUAUGUUAUGUACAAGGACAAUAUGUCAUCUACUACAACGAGAGAUUGAAAGGGGUUACCUAUCCUAGCGAUUAUAAUUCAGACGCUGAAAAUGAUUUAUGUGAAGUCGAGGUGUAUGGUUGUCCGGUACAAACGACUCAUUGCGAUGUGUUUGACACAGUUGAAUGUGUCUGUCUUGCCUGUAAACCUGGUUACCUUGGUGACACGUGUGAAGGAGAAUUUUCAACUAAUGUCAAAAUAAAUAACUGGACUCAUGCACUGCAAGGUAUGAUCGGUGGACUCAGUGUCUCUGUUCUGAUCACCGUUGUACUUAUUCUCUAUAUUGUACAGACAAGAAUUUCAAUGAGAAGGAACCCUACAAUAUUGAAUGCAAUAGAAUCAAGGAAUGGCGCCAACUCAGCCAACACAUGUGUUACUGGAAGCAAUUAUACUGUGAAUAGUUACACUGAGCUCGGAUGGUCCAGGAUCACUGACCCAUAUUAUACGAUCCAAGAGAUGACUGGUGUAGUUUAAAACUUAUUCUUUAAAACAAUCGAAAGUUUUUCAAGUCAUUUGCCCUUAGAAAAGUUAAAAAUCGAAGGAAAUUGAAGAAUAAUUAUAAUUUCAGCAAAUG
Molecule: messenger RNA, 1069 nt
Organism: Magallana angulata
Lineage: Eukaryota; Metazoa; Mollusca; Bivalvia; Ostreida; Ostreidae
Exons: 6
Coding region: 1-969 (322 amino acids)
Source: RefSeq, a predicted model, not a curated record